AUGGUGCUUGCCAGCCAUCCAGAUGCCGCAUCCCCAGUGCUGGCCCACUUUUCGUUGAAGGGCAAAAAUGCGAUCGUCACCGGGGGAUCUAAAGGCAUCGGCUUGGAAGUCGCGAGAGGGCUGUUGGAAGCCGGAGCAUCGGUCGCCAUCACGUACGCCUCAACGCCGCUGGAUCAAGUCGAAGCUCUGAUUGACGGCCUGGCAGUGUCUGCGGGACCUAGAGCCACAGUCAAGGCAUACCACUGCGUCGCCGAGGACCGGGAUUCCGUCUUCACAGCCGUCAACAGCGCGGCUGAAAACUUCGGCGGCAGACUGGACAUAGUGGUGGUCAAUGCCGGCUAUGGUGAAGACUGUCCAGCCGAGGACUACCCUGAGGACAAGUUCAGGAAGAUAUUCGAUGUCAACGUCAGUGGCGCUUUUUGGACGGCCCAACGAGCUGCGCAGAUUAUGAAGGGAACUCCGGACUUUCAUAGCGGGAGCAUCAUCUUCACUUGCAGCAUCAGCGCCACGCUCGUCAAUAUUCCGCAGCAUCAAUCAGCCUAUAAUGCAAGCAAAGCUGCCGUGUUGCAACUUUCUAGGAGUCUGGCAGUCGAGUGGGUGGACUUCGCCAGAGUGAACUGCAUUUCUCCGGGCGUGAUCGCCACUAAGAUGAUUAAUAAGCUUCCUCUUGAAUGGAGAGAGCAUUGGUUGUCUAGGCUACCGGGCGGGCGCUUCUGUGAACCAGCCGAGUUGAAGGGCGCGUACGUCUUUCUGGCUAGUGAUGCUAGCAGCUAUAUGACUGGGGGUAACAUGGUCAUUGAUGGAGGUUUCACUCUUCCCUGA
This is a messenger RNA of Thyridium curvatum, 822 nucleotides long. RefSeq lists its product as uncharacterized. The record is from RefSeq and is a predicted model, not a curated record. Lineage: Eukaryota; Fungi; Ascomycota; Sordariomycetes; Thyridiales; Thyridiaceae. Gene Ontology annotation, molecular function: oxidoreductase activity, acting on NAD(P)H, oxygen as acceptor. Gene Ontology annotation, cellular component: intracellular anatomical structure. The transcript is spliced from 3 exons. The coding region runs from base 1 to 822 and encodes 273 amino acids.